Molecule: messenger RNA, 1599 nt
Organism: Episyrphus balteatus (marmalade hoverfly)
Lineage: Eukaryota; Metazoa; Arthropoda; Insecta; Diptera; Syrphidae
Exons: 2
Coding region: 395-1240 (281 amino acids)
Source: RefSeq, a predicted model, not a curated record
UUUUCUUCUUUGAAAUUGCUAUAAACCAUGAAUCUCCAUUCCCAUACCAACCAUUUGUGUAGGCACUCUGUAUUCUAACACAAACUUGUGUGUCUAUUUUUAUAUUACCGUUGGCCUAGAAACUUAAACGAAACACAGAUUUCUUCGGAUUGUAAUUGUGUAGGUGAUUUGUGUUGUUGUCAUACAAUCAAAUACAAAUUCAAUUUUGUAUACAUAUUUAGUUCAUUUGUAAGUGUAAGUGUGAUGUUAGUUCAAGUUAAUUUGUGUGUGUUUACAAUACAAGUGCAUUCAUUUAUUUUCCAAUUGAGUAGUAGUGAAACAUGAAAAUAACAAAACACACGUAACCACUUACCCAAGUGGCUGUGUUUAGUCAGUUUAUCAACAACAAUUUACUAUGCCACAAUCAAGCAACAACACAACUUUAAUAUCCAAUAUUAGCCGUAAGGACCGAACGAAAAUCUCAAGAGACUAUAAGAAGAUCAAAUGCCUUGAUACACUGGCAAAAAAGUACCAAUGCACCAUAGAUCAGAUACAAAUGAUCGUCAAUGAAAAGAAGAAGAAAAAGACGAAUACACCUGCAACUGUAGAAACGAAUUCUCAUUUGGUUAGCUUGCUGGAUAAAGUUGUAUACGAAUGGUUUCAGAGGGCUCAGAGACUCAUUGAAACGGGCACCAUUACUGAAGAAAUGUUUCUUCAAAAAGCUCACGAAACUUCACAAAUUUUUGGCAUUCAGAAUCUAAUACCCGAUCAUGAAUGGGUAAGGAAUUUUCGAAAGAAGUACAACAUAACAAAUUUGGACAUGACAAUGUUGAGAAUUGAUAAUAAUAGCAAACCUCUAUCGGCAGAUAUUAAAGAAGUUGUUAUGCAUGUUUUGGAAAACAAUCCAAUAACUGAAUACUUCACAACAAAUUCGAAUCUUCAUCAGAAUACCGCAGAAAGUACAACGAGUCUCGUGGCAGUGAGCCCUAAUCAAGAUGAUAGAAGUCGAAUUCAAUAUACUAAUUAUGAAAGUAACAGUGAAAUUAUAACAUCUGAUAAUAUGGAAAUACCAGCUGAUGUUCAAAUUGAAGUAUUGCCACCAUCAGGAGCUGUAAUAAGAAAUGAUGAGGAAGCUAGGCAACAUUUGAAACCACUGGAAGAGUAUGUUUUGUUGAAAGAGAAUUUUCGAGCUAUAGGACUUAUAAGUCAGUUAGAGGAAAUUUUUGCAUCUGAAACGAAUAAUUUUCAGCAGGGAGAAUAAUUAGUACAAAGAAGAAAUAAAUUUUAUUUAAGAUAUUUAAUAGAUAAUUAUGUUUAUAGUAAAAUAAGUUAUUUGAUAAAUAAAAACUUAUUUUUUAACUAUUCGAAAAUAAAUCUUUUUUAAUACUUUUUAUUUCUAGCAUAUAAAAUGGCUUAGACUUUUUCUUAGCACUUUUCGGUUCUUAGUUUUCAAAAGCUGGAUAGCUGGUAAAAUCUCAAAUUCGGAAGAUGUGAGUUGACGAAAUAAAACACAGACUUGAAAAAGUACACAAUUUUCAUAAGCGACAGCACUGUUUUUUACACUUUAACUAGUUGAUUGCAGUGCUGCCAUAAGAAUAUUUUAAGAACACUGCAAUUGCG